AUGGCUAUGAGAGCCCUCAGCGUGGUCCACCCUUGCCAUGAGCUAUAUGCUUUGAAGGUUGGAAUCUCCUUUGCUUUGGAUGCUUCUUGUGUGCCUCUUGUGUUGAAAUCUGACUCUUUGACAGCAGUUCAAAUGAUUAACACUGAUGAGGAGUGCUUGCAUCAAAAGGGGUUUUGGUGGACAAGAUUCAUCGCCUAA
Prunus armeniaca (apricot) is the source of this 198-nucleotide messenger RNA. The record is from the annotation of a GenBank genome assembly. Lineage: Eukaryota; Viridiplantae; Streptophyta; Magnoliopsida; Rosales; Rosaceae.